ACUUGAUUAAACCGGAAGUAUACGCCUCAGGGGAACUGUUGAUGACUAUAAAAAUCUCGGAAAAUUAUUUCACAGACUUAAAACUGCAAUCCGUCCAUCGUGCGCUAGCGCUAUUGCGUAAAUGGUCUUCCCCCAUCCCAAACAAGAAUUCUCCGGAAUGUCCGCAGUCUUAUCCACUUCAUUAUUUUCGCAUCCAACGAGUAACUACCAGAAUUAUUUCUUCACUAACGCGGAAAAUGAGAAGGUAGGAAUUUUGAAUUUGUAGAGGAUUAUUCAUUGAGGAUUAGACAUGACUUGUCUUCUAAUACAAAAUAACAUCGUUCUUGCAUUGCAAUUUCUUGCGUUGGCGUGUAAACAACAGCUUGUUCAAAGACGAGGGCCUUUCAUAAAGCAUCUGACAUGUUUCCACGAUCUGCUAGGAUAGAUUGCCGAGCACUCUCAAGAUUUUAUGUGAUAUGACCUUUUCAACUAUAUGCCACUUUGUCGGCAUUGCCUUAAAAAGAUUCUCCUUCCAGAUGUUACUGGGCCAUUAAUUAAUGAACAACUUCGUGUUUCUCCUGAUAAGGAACUGAAAGAUAUAUUAUGUUUUCUGUUGGGAUUUUUUUCUGUUAGGUAAUUAUUUUAAUAACUUAAAAGACGCCCGCCUUCAUUUAACUCAUGUGAUUGACUUAAGAUGAAGCGUAGCAAAGGAAAAAGUAUAUCCAAACCUUGACCCCAUUAAACCUUUGCGGUACAAGUUUGUUUGCGCAGCAUUAACUCACAUCAAGAUAUACAUCAUAGAUCUUGUGCGGCGUUUUGUUAGUACGGGACCCCAACGCGCACAGUAGAAAGGAAAUUGAUGCCACACUACUAUUUUUUUAGCGCUCUUGCUUUACUUACUACAAAUCAAGUGUUCGCUUACAAUGAGAAUGUCUCGAUUUUAAUUUUCUAGACGGUUUUGGCUCGGUUUUCUCCGCUGAAUAAAUGCUCUGAAUUCCGUGUGUUCGGGUAUACAAGGUUUUGUACAAUUGUAAAUUGCUUUACGUGACCUCGACAACCGCGGACAAGUAUUAUUAUAAAGAGUGAAAUAGGCUUACAGCCAAGACGACACAUAACGGAGCUUUUCUCAUGCAACAAUAUUGCCCCGGGGAAAAAUGAAUAGCGACAGGCCAUACCACAAAUAUAAUGAAAUCAGUUCGAGGUUAUAAAUAGCAUGCUUAAUUGUUUUUAGCCAUGUAAUUAUUAAGUUACUCUGUAGAUUAAUAUAAUAUGUCUAAUAAUUUUUGAUUUACUUUUAAUUCGAAGACGCUGGCGCCACAUAAAGCUACCUCGCCGUACUUAUUCUGAUAAAUCCCGCCUUUUAAAAUAUGAUUUGUAAAUCUUGUGAAAGCUGUGAAACGGCGGGUAUCUUCUUAACCCCGUUCCGGAUUCGUGCUACUUUCCCCAGGUGCAGCGGUCGUACUGAGUCACACGCUGAUCACACACGUUAUAUAACGUCGGCUUUAACCUAUAGUUAUGUUUUAGCGUAACAAGUGACUGAAAAUGAUGAAUGCUUCUGAGUAGAAUCUUCUUCUAGACUGAACAUUACGUUCCUUUUUAAUGGCAUCACUUUUAUCAUUCUAGAAUUUCUACAAAUCAUCAAAGCUUGAAUCCGACUUCGACCUGGACAUUUUCUCCACGGAUUUAUACCAAAACCUCGAAGAACUGGACCCGUCACUGUUCAUAGAUGAUCAGCAUUCGUGGUCUCUGGAUGAUGAGGACGAAUUGUCAAGCCUUGCUGUGCAAUUAAGAAACACUUUACUUCUGCAAAAGCAGAGGAAACGGCUUAAACGUCCCCCGGAAGGGUAUCUAUGUCACUUGUGUUUCUGCAAGGGGCAUUAUAUCAAAGAUUGCCCUCAGGUUGGUCCAAUGUUGAAUGAUUUUCUCAUGCUUUACGUUUUUGUUUUAAAAAAUCUUUUUUCCAAGGCACUUUUAUCUCUAAAAUGCCAGCAUAAGUUACACGUAAAUCGGCAAUUCCAAAACAUAGGUGAACUGUUACGGUUUACUCAUGUUAGCUUCCGUUUCCGGAUUAAGUCUGAGUCGCUAAAUCUCUCUUUUAAAAAGCUUUUGCCCAAAGAUUCUUUCGCCUGCUAAUCGCGCUAUAAAUAGUUGAAUGGAAUUCCAAAAAAUUGUCACGUCACGUAAAUUUGACAGUUAAACACUAGGCAAGCUAAGCGAAGAAGUGUGUUAGACUUGUGGCUAUUGUACCGACUGACAAAUGGGCGAACGCUACCCCCAUGCAACUGACAUCGAUUACCGAUUCGUAGCGAGAGCACUCUCGCGAUCAAACCUUCGGGCGUUACCUAUUAGACAGAUUUUUGUUUUUCUUGACACCAGGAAAAUAUCCUCCUUAAACAACUACUCUUUCCCCAUGUAAUCUAUUGCUUUGCUUGUAACAUUGGCCCGUACCCGUUAUAAAACCAUGUGAUUUCCUAACAUUAAAAAGAGGCCGGAGGGAGUAGAGUAUGUCUCAAGUCCUCUCAAGUCUAAAAUGCUUAUCAGUUGCAGAACAAUAAGGAAACUGCUCGGUUCAAUUUCAAUUUGUUUCAACCAAUUUUUUCCCCAGUGCAGGCUAUAAUGCACAUUUCUUUUGAACGGGUUAUCUUUAUUGUGAAAUUAACCUGGAGAAUACUUCCGUGAGUAAAGUUAGGUUUGUUCUGGCGAUUGGAAAAUUACGUUGACCUAAUCAUGCUCUGAUUUACUAAUUUACCUGCGGCCAGGUGUCUAAUUUAAGCCAAAAUCCACGUGAAGGUUGUACGUCGUUUGACCUCCUUUUCUAGAAGUUUGCAAUUUUUUUAAAACAUUCUGGCAUUACCGAUCAGUUUAAAAGUGCAAAACAUCUGUGUCUGCUUUCCAAAAAUCGAUCAUUCAUCACUUGUUCACUAGUUGAAUAGCUGAGUUUUGUCUUUUUGCUAUCCUCUAUACUUGGUUACCAUACCUUUGCACUAAAACCUCGCAAUUUUAAACCUUUCAAACAAAGCUUUCGCACCAGUUACUACUUUUGAAGUUCUUGCAGUCUGUGCCGGCGACUGAGUUAAGCUUGAGCAGCGGACUUUGCCCUUUGAAUGCUUUUGAUAAGCUGAAAUAAAUAAUAACAGUUCACUUAUCGAUCGAGGUUGUUGAUUGGAGAUGUUUAAUUCUACCGUCUUUUACUAAAGCUUGGGGAUAACUCAUUCUAGAUAAAAGGGUGUUCUGUGACGUUUAAUGUAACCAUAUCAAAAGCAAUCGAGGGCAUACUCAAUAAUUUUAGUCCUACAAGGCACUGUAAUCUUGUUUACACUAAAUAGACAAUAUAAUAACGACAAUGAGUGAAAAAAGGAUUAUAGAGUUAAAGUGAAAAGGGACGAGGUCUUGAGAAACUUGCAACAGCCAUAAUAUCUGUAAAGAUAAGGUUUGAAAAUAUCCACCCUACCCUGUACUAAGGUUAACGCUGUUGCUGUCUCGCUUGGAGCUUAACAAGGUCUUAUUUUUUUUUUCAAACUGGGAAACAGACGUUAAAACAACGCUAGGUUUUGAUCUCUUUGAGCAGCUUAGACAGGGCAAAAAAUUUAUUAUUUCCGUUUCAUAACCUUGUGUUUUUGAAACUAUAAUUGUAUUUUUGAUGUUGUUGUUUUGGAGAGCCGCAGGAGUUCGUAAACUAUGUCUCCCCGUUCGUGAUAAUCUUUUAAGUAUUCAAUCACGAAGGAAAUCUUUUCCCAUUUCCCCGCUUGGGUGGUGAUCAGAGGAGUUUAUCUCAGUAUUCACGGUUGGUUGGCAAAGUUAUCACUUAAGCCAAUGAGCAAAUGUCUCUUGCCUACUGGACACUUAUUUUAAAUUGUCGCGUUAAAUGAAUCGAAUUGGGGAAAACUCACUGAUUAGUGUCUCGUAAAACUUACCCUUUACUACUUCUAAACUUGUCUUUAAUACUCUUCAGAACAACGAUAAAACAAUUUUUGGCAAAUUUUCUAUUACAAAAAAAAUUAUAAAAUUUCUAAACUUAGAAAAAUCUAUUAUAACUCAAAUGAAUGAAGAAGCAACAUGAAAUUAGUGCAAGUUUAAAGUCUCUUGGAGAGGAGAGUUCUCGAUCAGUUUCGUAUACAUAUUUUUACGAAAUAACGUGACCCGUGCCUUAUAGUGGAAAAGAAAAAUGCCGCAUUGUAUUCCAUUUUCGGCAUUUUUUCAAAAAGAAGUCAAAGAAUACUCUGAAGUGAUGAAAUUUCCCAGUUAGGGUUAUGAAACAGGAGCAGAUGUUCUUGUGUCCACGUUCCUGUAUUAAUAACAUUAAGUAUUUUUUAUUAAAUUACGGUCGGGCUAUGUGCCAAUAAGACGUAACUUGAAAAAAAAACAACGUUCAUGUGUUUUUUUUUCUUCUUAACUUCAGCCUUUUUAACUUAUAAUUCGUUGUGAUCUAAAUCCGUCCUGACCGCUCUCUAUUACACACUUGCAGUUUACUUUAUUUUAGUUAACUAUUUCUAACCGAUUGAUUUUCAUUUAAAGUUCUUUCGAAGGACAAAUAAAUAAUGUGUGCCUAGAUCAUAGAAACAAAAGCCACAAACAACAGACUUAUCGGCCACUAUCGAAUGUAAAACCUUCGUUCUUUACUAACCUACGGUAAUAAAAAGAAAGUUUAUUGAACUUUUUAAAUUGAAUUUAUAGCUUUUCUGAUCACCGGAGGGGGGGGUGGGGGGCCCUCAUUAAAGUGACAGGGAUGCCCCAGAAAGGAUGAGUUAAUUCUCUCUGCUCAAGGGUUACGAGAAAAGAAAGGCCGAGAGUAUAUCUAGUUCUAGGGUAUAUGAGAAAGAAAAAAUCACCCCACGCUUACAGUCUGUGUUAUUGUCUCCGGUUGGGGUCAAAGAAAACCUGAGUCAUCCCCGUCCCUAUCGUGUGGGAGUCACCCUCCAGGUUCUGAUCGAUCACCAGUCAGCGAAGGCAUAAACUUUAUUUUGUAAAUUAUCUGAUCAAUGUCCCGUCGAUUAAAACUAAAACCCUUCGGAAAUACAGGUGAAGACAAGCUGACAGCAUGAGCCAGUGACCUGUGGGGUCUUGUUCCGUUCAAGCCCACGUUAAGAUUUUUAUUUUUACCAGUAAGAGCUUAGGUUGUGUCUAUUUACAUUAAUUUAAUACCUGAGGUUUUCCUUUCGUGGUGGUCUUACUUGGAAAAUCGUAAUCUUCAUUAAAGAUCAUCAAAACAACAAGAGCCAUGAUCACUGAUUUCCCUUUUUCGUUGAGGUCUUUGAGUUACCAACGUGAUAGAUUCUGCCAAAUGUUUUCCCUAGAGGCUGACUGAUCGGUUUACUUUACGUCGAUAAGACCUGUGCCUUCCCAGCUUUUACUGUAAAUGUUAAUAACGUUGCUAAGAAAUUUUAUUUUAAAGUGUUUUGAUACUUCCUUUGUUUUCAUUUCAUAUUACGUAACAAAAGGCAAAUUGGCAAAAUGUAUUGAAUGAUUUAAUAUUAUAUCAAAAUAAUAUUAAAAUGUCGCAAGGUGAUAAGACCUAACAGAAAAAGCUAACUAGAAGAUUGGUAAAGACGUGACGUACCUAUCUCAUUUCUAAUUCCCUGGAAACAACUUUUGUUAUGGACUGAAAUUAGGGGUAUUUCUACUAUUAACAGCAGUAUAGGUUUGUGUACGAUUGACUUUGUUGUCCAAACUCGGUCAAAUUUCAAGAUUGUGUUUGCUGCCCUCCCACACUCUGAGAAGUCUAUGCAUGAUCAGUGAGUCCCUCUCUGUAAAGCCCAUGGAUAGAUAAAGAAAUAGAGCAUUUUCACACAAGUCACUAGCAACUUCCACCGGACUGGUUUAAGAAACGAACAGGGCGACUGUUUUUGUCCUGAACACCAAUGUCAUAGCGGCGCGACUUUUCAUUUUAAAUAACCUUAGAUUAUCUUGGUAAUACAGAUCACGAUCAGUGUCCAGUUCCCAAAGCAGUUAAAAAGAGGAGGUUAAAUAAUCUGUUUUUGUUCCUAACAUCCUCUUCAUUUGGAGUGUGUUGUUAGAUUGCGGUUUUUCUCAUCAACAGAUACCUUACUCUUAAUUUUUUUUUAGGCCAGACCAAAAGGCGAAGGCCUCACACCAUAUCAAGGAAAGAAGAGAUGCUUUGGAGAAUUCAAAUGUCCUUUGUGUAAACGCAAGUGGAUGAGUGGUAACAGCUGGGCCAACACAGGUCAGCAAUGUAUCAAGUGCUACAUCAACGUGUACCCACACAAGCAGAGACCGCUGGACAAACCUGAUGGGCUCGACGUAUCGGAUCAGACUAAGGAGCAUCCACAGGAUCUGUGUGAGAAAUGCAAGGGGCUUGGGUACUACUGUCGUAGGGCUCAACAGAGUUGAAAUAGUCUGAUUGCAGUUGUUAAAGUGAGGUGGUUGCUUAAAGCAACGAUUUGGAAAAGUUUUCUAACUUGACUCAUGCAACGAUUGAUAUAGGACUUUCUACAAGAAAAGGUUGCCAGCUUCUAUGAAGGUUAUUCUUUGAUUAUUAGCUACAAUGUAGCUGUGCGCUGUAAACAUUUUUUGGUCUAAUAGUCUCUAAAUCAUCGUUUGACGAUGUUGAUCAAAUUUUUAUCCCAAUUCUAUCGCUUGUUUUGAAAAUAUUGUUAAGAAACGUCGACGCGCCCUCAUAUGGAUAUCAAAUUGCAUUGAAUUUAUAUUUUCUAUUAAUUAUUUUAAAUUAUCAAGGUGUAUGUAGGAUAUUUAGACUUAGAUAUCAAGGCUUGAGCUUGUCAGUCAUUUAUGUCGCGAUAUCCGGCUUAGGAACUCAGUUGUUGUUAUAUUUUUCUUGUGUAAUUAUCUGAUAGAAUACAGCAUCAUGAAAGGAAAUAGUGUGGAAAGCAUACAAAAUGUAAUUAUAGUUUUAAACAACACGUUGAGAUUUGUCCAUAAGGGGUUUAGGAAUUAGUAUGACCUGAGAGGUGAAAUUAUUUCUUUCUAUUUUUAUCUGUUAAAAUCAAAUGAAUGUUAAACAAGUCAGUUAUACUUGCCUGAGAAUUCGGUUUUACCUCUUGAACUGAUACAAGGGAGAUUCAAAUAAAGGCAUUACUAGUUUGCCUGCUGCUUUCUAGAGUCCGGUCCAAUCCUUCUGAGCAUUUGGGAGAAAAGCGCGGGCGCAUUUCCCGAACAGCGGCUGGAAAUCCAGCAUGCGCAUUUGAAAGAUUGAAUGACUUGUUGCUGGACACCACGAACAGAUAAGAUCGACGUUUUAAAUAACAGUAAUUUUUUUUGUGUAAUUGAAAAGUAACACAUUUGCGCAAAAUCGCAGAUACAAGAAGUGAUAAAGAUGUAUUCGUUUAAUCUUUUUUUAUAGCACUGAACGCAUUGCUAUGAUAAACAUAAAAUUACUUGAAAAGCAUAUACGCCGAAAUGUUUUCCAUCGGGAAAUAGGCCUAAGUAGCAAGUAGUAAGUGUUUUAUGCCCCGUUAAAUUAAUUAUAAGAAAUCAUUGACCAGCAAAAACCCGGGAUGGACUAGAUGUAGAGGUUUAUUGUAUGAGGUUGAAUUUUUUUUAUGUUAUCCAGUAGACCGCUAUCAUUUUGAGCUAGGUCUCUCUUUGCUCGGUAGUUUAGUUUGUUACAGAUUCUAAACGCAAAUUAGCAUAGUAUAAGUCAAAAGUCACGGUGUCACAGCAUUUGAAGAUGAUUCUGGAGAUGGACUCGAAAAGGCUGAGGAGACGUUUUCAACAAGUUUACCCGAAUGCAAUCCAUUUGAACUUUCCAGUCCAUGCCUCGCGAAUGGCUUUCCCGUAUUUCUUUCGUGUUUAUAUUCUUCUGAUUUAAUAGAUAAUUUCGAUAUUUGAUCAGUUUUAAUACGAUUAGCUAUUCUUCCAAAAUUGCGUGAGAUGGCCGUUUUUUAAGCUAGCAGCUAGUUAGAGCGUUUUGCUAAAGGGUUUAAUUAAGCAAAAAAGCUUAAUAUUAGUAUGGGAAUCCGAAGUUGAAUGGUUCCAGGAAAUAUCAGAGCCAGCAGGCAGCAACACAAAAGUAUAUAAAGAAACAAUCAGAAUCCAACCUGACCCGAUCUCGCAAGGGAUUGGUCGAGAGUACCAAUCCCUUAAGAUUGGUACAGGUCAGGCUAUUUUCCUUAGCCAGUAAGACAAACUUAACGAUGAAAACCCCUAUUUUUCCUGCCAUUCAACGGCGUUCAAACUACGCUAAACUCAAUGAACGAUAUACUUUUUUUGAAGCUUCUUCGAGAUGUAUAAUUAUUGUCAAGUAAAUGAUAGCUAGUAAGCCAGUGGGAGAUAUUUAGAGCUUUUUUGUUUUUGUCCAAGACGAGCCUUA
Molecule: messenger RNA, 8266 nt
Organism: Porites lobata
Lineage: Eukaryota; Metazoa; Cnidaria; Anthozoa; Scleractinia; Poritidae
Source: the annotation of a GenBank genome assembly